Messenger RNA from Psammomys obesus (fat sand rat), 1814 nucleotides. RefSeq names its product cation channel sperm-associated targeting subunit tau-like. The transcript has 14 exons. The record is from RefSeq and is a predicted model, not a curated record. Bases 1 to 1668 code for a protein of 555 amino acids. Lineage: Eukaryota; Metazoa; Chordata; Mammalia; Rodentia; Muridae.
AUGGAGUUGCCUCCUUCCGGGACCCGGAAGGUUUCCAUCAGUAACCCUCAAGAGACAUCUGGCAAGGUUUCCAACACCCCGGCCUUGUUUCCCACCCACUCAACUAAGCUCUCUACCGGCCACUCUCUGUUGUCCUCCUUGUCUGAUCGAAGGCCGUCCCUGGUGAGCAGCAAUCGCGGCCCCCGGAUGGUCUCAACCCUGCUGCCCAACUCCAUUCUCCAGAAGGGCUCCCUCGUCCCCACAGAGGCCCUGCAGGAAAAAGGAUCCACCGUCUCUGCAGUCCAUUAUGCCGAUGAAAAAGGCAAGGCACUCUCGGAAAAGGAAAAGGAAAAGGAAAAGGAAAAGGACAAGGACAAGGACAAGGACAAGGACAAGGACAAGGACAGAAUCAAGAGCAAGGGCACAGGCAAUCACCUGCUGAACAUACUUAAAAAAACUCUUCAAGGGUCUCAGAGUGACGAAAUGGUAGUAUCACAGCAAACACCAAAUUUGAUACCAUUUGGCGAUGUGGUUGGCUGCCUGGCUGUUCACGUAAAGAGUUGCAGACAGUUUUCUCACAGGUUCAUUGUACAGCAGCAUGUGAAGUUGUUUAUCUGUAUCUCUGUAAACCACAUUGUCAAGUACACGAAACUUCGUAACUUGAAAGCCGAUAAUAGUGAGAAGAACUAUGUGCUCAGGUUUGAUGAAGUGAAGUAUUUUUCUGUACAGGUUCCCAGACGCCAAGAUGAUGAGCGGAAUAAUAUUUUAUUAGAACUAAUGCAAGACGGAGGGGAUUCAGAAAAGCUUGCUCUUUCUUUAGCCAGUACUGAGUCACAUCUUUAUGAAGUAAUACAGAAAGGCUGCUUUACCGAAGUAUUGCAAAUGAUGCAUAGAAACAGUGUUAUCUGCAGGGUAGAAGUGGAAUUUAUGUUCUCCUAUGGAAACUUUGGUUAUGGAUUUUCACAUCAGUUAAAACCUCUUCAAAAAGUCAUUGAACCAUCUAUGUUUAUGAAUAUUACACCUCCUCCUGAAAGAACAGAUCCCCUCACAAAUGUUAUUACUCCACAACGAAUAGAAUACCCAGCAUUCCUAUCCCCAGAAUUUAAUGUUACCAUCGGGGCUGCUGACACCAACCAGGCAUCUGUGGUGCAACUUGAAAAACUUACUGAGAAGCCCCGGGAAAGGUUGGAAAAAAUGAAACAUGAAUAUAAAAGUCUGCGUACAUGGAUAGAAAAAUCUCAGUAUUUAAAGAACCUUAUUAAUCCAAAAGCAGCAAACAAAGAACCACAGGAAGUACCAGAAUCAAAGACUCACCCAUUGGAAGAAGAGCCUAAGAGUGUGACCUAUGAUACCUAUCACAGAAAAUCUGAACUUUUUCCAAGAGAGCAUGUGGACAGUGGUGAAAAGGAAGGCCUGAUAACAGAAGAGGACAGAAUGCCACGUUAUUCAAGAAUUUAUGAUCAAGAAGACAGGCCAUACGAAGACAGGAAAAAUGUAUUGUUUUCAUCGGAGGAAAACCUAACCCCCAGGUUUCCAAGCGCUUUUAAGUUAGCCUCAUCUCUGCACGAGGUAAAGUUGGGACAUUCACUCGUAAAUCCUGAGAGAAUAAGGAGGAGGAAUAUAGGUUUUCUCUCCAAUACAAUGAGGUAUCAAAGCAAAUAUUUUAACGACGAAAAGGAAGAAGGCUAGUUUGGGUUCCUGAGAUUUGAAAUGGAAAGGUGCCGUAGAUGUGUCUCCCCCACAACAAAGCUUCAGACAGGAAAAAAACAAAAUAUUUUUUAAAUCAAUUAAAUACCAAUAAAUUCAAAUUUUAUUCAAAUAGUUCUAAGUAGAAA